Messenger RNA from Lagenorhynchus albirostris (white-beaked dolphin), 1165 nucleotides. It is a transcript of the gene MYOZ2, whose product is annotated as myozenin 2. Gene Ontology annotation, molecular function: actin binding; FATZ binding; telethonin binding. The coding region runs from base 177 to 971 and encodes 264 amino acids. The transcript is spliced from 6 exons. The record is from RefSeq and is a predicted model, not a curated record. NCBI's taxonomy places the organism in Eukaryota, Metazoa, Chordata, Mammalia, Artiodactyla, Delphinidae. Gene Ontology annotation, cellular component: Z disc; actin cytoskeleton.
AAAGGCUCAGUCCUCAGUUUGAGUCAGAGCUAGGGACCAUGCUAUCCCAGGCUCAAGGAUAAAAACCAUCGGGCCCAAGUGCCAUCCAUAUUCCAUCUCCAGUCUUUCCUCCACAAAUCAGGAUUCAUCCUUCCUGAAAAGCACGGUCUAAGAGCAAGGGAGGGAACAAAAAAAUCAUGCUAUCACAUAAUACCAUGGUGAAGCAGAGGAAACAGCAAGCAUCAGCCAUCAUGAAGGAAAUCCAUGGAAAUGAUGUAGAUGGCAUGGACCUGGGCAAAAAAGUCAGCAUACCCAGAGACAUCAUGUUGGAAGAAUUAUCCCAUCUCAGUAACCGUGGUGCCAGACUAUUUAAGAUGCGACAAAGAAGAUCUGACAAAUAUACAUUUGAAAAUUUCCAUUAUGAAUCUAAAGCACAAAUAAAUCACAAUAUUGCCAUGCAGAAUGAGAAAUUGGAUGGAAGCAACUUGGAAAGUGGUUCACAGCAAGCCCCAUUUACUCCUCCUAAUACCCCGGAUCCACGAAGUCCCCCAAAUCCAGAAAACAUUGCACCAGGAUAUUCUGGACCACUGAAGGAAAUUCCUCCUGAAAGAUUCAACACCACAGCUGUCCCUAAGUACUACCAGUCACCCUGGGAACAGGCCAUUAGCAAUGAUCCGGAGCUUUUAGAGGCUUUAUACCCUAAACUUUUCAAGCCUGAAGGAAAGGCAGAACUGCCUGAUUACAGGAGCUUUAACAGAGUUGCCACCCCAUUUGGAGGUUUUGAAAAAGCAUCAAAAAUGGUUAAAUUUAAGGUUCCAGAUUUUGACCUACUACUUCUAACAGAUCCCAGAUUCAUGGCCUUUGCCAAUCCUCUUUCUGGAAGACGGUCCUUUAAUAGGACUCCUAAGGGAUGGAUAUCUGAGAAUAUUCCUAUAGUGGUAACAACUGAACCUACAGAGGAUACCACCAUACCGGAAUCAGAAGACCUAUGAAAAGAAAGUUGUAUGUGACACAAAAACCUGUAAACGUGAAUGUUGCUGUUUUAUUAUUCUACUUACUUGCAAAGCCACUUACACUCUUCAUUAGUAGCAAUAAUUUAAUAGCAAUUUAGCAAUUUUCCUUUUAUGACAUUUAAUUUCAAUCUCAGAUCAAAAUCUAAUAAAUAAUUAAAAAUCUUAUUUUAAAA